Messenger RNA from Closterium sp. Yama58-4, 3084 nucleotides. NCBI's taxonomy places the organism in Eukaryota, Viridiplantae, Streptophyta, Zygnematophyceae, Desmidiales, Closteriaceae. The record is from the annotation of a GenBank genome assembly.
AUGCUGCCGUACCUGUUCCCCGAUCUGUCCACCUUUACUACAGGUCCUGCUCCUUCAGGUGUCUCUCAGGUAGACCCUCCUCCCGUCGCUGAGCCUGUCGAGGUCACAGGUGACUCAGGUGCUGCUGCGGGUGGUGCUGCUGGGAGUGCUGAGCCUGGGGGUGCUGAGCCUGGGGGUGCUGGGCCUGGGGGUGCUGGGGCGGCAGGUGCUGGGACUGAGGGUGCUGGAGCUGAGGGUACGGUGCCUGAGAGUACGGAGCCUGGGGGUGCUGAGCCUGCGGGUGCUGAGCCUGCGGGUGCGGGGCCUGGGAGUGCUGGGACUACGGGUGCUGGAGCUGAGGGUACUGUGCCUGAGAGUUUGCCGCCUGGGGGUGCUGAGCCUGGGGGUGCUGCGACUGGGGGUGCUGAGCCUGCGGGUACUGAGCCUGCGGGUACUGAGCCUGGGGGUGCUGCUACUGAGCCUACGGAGCCUCGGGUUACUGCGUCUGGGGGUGCUCCGGUUCGGGGUGCUGAGCAGUCUCUCACACCGCAGCAGCUUCGCGACUGGUACGUCCGACGCUUUCGCCGUCCUAGUGGCUCGGCUGGAGUUUGGGGUGCUGGAGCUGCUCGUCCUGGGGGUGCUCGUACUGGGGGUACUGGAGCUGCCGGGACUGGCUGUUCUGGGAGCACUGCGACUGGAGCUGCUGGAGCUGGGGACUCUGGCGCUGCCGACUCUGGGGGUGGCGCUGCUGCUGGUGCUGCGGACCCACCUGGUGGAGCUGCUGCUGGUGCUGAGGAGUCGGACGGUGGAGCUGCUGCUGGAGCUGGGGACCCGGCCGGUGGAGCUGCUGCUGGUGCUGUGGACCCGGACGCUGGAGCUCCUACUGGUGCUGAGGACCCGGCCGCUGGAGUCCCGUCUGCUUCUGGAGACGCUGCGCGGCCGCGACCGUACUUCGUACCGCUCCUUCAGCAGGUUCUUGGGCAGGCUCCUCCUCCUUGUCCUCCUCCCUCCGUAGAGUGUCCUCCGCCUGUCCAGCCGCAGUCACAGUUACCGCCUGCCUCGCCUCUCCCUGCUCCCUCUCCUUAUACUGGUCCCACAGGAGGUCUUACUGAGCGUCGUGAGCCUGAGUCUCGUCCUGCGUCGCCUGUUCGUCCUGCUCGCACUGGUAGUCGUGUCCGUCGUGAGCGUCCUCCUCCUGUCCCAGGCACUCACUACAUGACUCUACGUCCCUCUACUGCUCCUCGGCGUGUCCCUCUACCGUCUCCUCCUGCGUCCUCUUUGCCUGACGUUCCGGACCCUGAGUCUGACCGGUAUCGCGCUGAGCACCCUACAGUCACGCGUCUCCUUGCUACUGUUGUCACUGACCCCACCUUUGAGUCCUCGGCUGCGUCUGCUCUGGUCGCUGAGUUGGUUGACUUUGCUGCUGCCUGUCGUCUAGACUACGCUGCUAGCCUUGUCGCUGAGUCAGAGUCUGCGUCUGUCUGUCCUCCGUCCGUCGGGGGUGAGUGUGCUCUUGGCACGGACGUCCUUGAGGACAGGCAGGAGGACUUUGACUCUCUUGCGGCUGCUGUACCUCAUCUCGUGGCCUCGUUGCUUGCCCCUGAGGGAGACCCGGAUGCAGUAGACAUCCCCACUCCGCGCACUUACGCAGAGGCGAUCUCGGGUCCCUACUCCUCUCAGUGGCAGACAGCCAUGGACGCAGAGAUGGCAUCCUGGAAGUCCACAGGCACCUACGUCGACGAGGUUCCCCCUCCUGGGGCGAACAUCGUCGAUGGCAUGUGGAUUUUCAGGGUGAAGCGGCCGCCAGGUUCUCCGCCUGUCUUCAAGGCUCGUUACGUUGCUAGAGGCUUCAGUCAGCGUCAGGGGGUCGACUUCUUCCAGACCUUCUCCCCCACCCCGAAGAUGACCACUCUUCGGGUUCUGCUGCACGUUGCUGCUCAGCGUGACUACGAGCUUCACUCUCUUGACUUCAGUACAGCGUUCCUGCAGGGCAGCCUGCACGAGGAGAUCUGGCUGCGCCGCCCACCUGGCUUUACUGGGUCGUUUCCCCCUGGUACCCAGUGGAGUCUCCGCCGGCCAGUCUACGGUCUCCGCCAGGCGCCACGUGAGUGGCACGACACACUGAGGACUACUCUUGCGGCUCUUGGGUUCGCGCCGUCUACUGCUGACCCGUCGCUGUUUCUGCGCACAGACACGUCGCUGCCGCCGUUCUACAUCCUCGUGUACGUCGACGACUUGGUCUUUGCUACUGCUGACACUGAGGCACUCGCUCGUGUGAAGUCGGAGCUGCAGAAGAGACACACCUGCACUGACCUGGGUGAACUGCGUAGCUACCUUGGCUUGCAGAUCACCCGGGACAGAGCUCGCCGCACCAUCACCCUGACUCAGUCACACAUGGUGCAGCAGGUCCUUCAGCGCUUCGGCUUCCAGUUCUCCUCACCACAGGCCACACCUCUGGCUACCAGCCACUCGCUCUCAGCUCCACCUUCGGACGAGUCCGUAGAGCCGAGUGGCCCACACAGGCGAGAGCACUGGGAGGCUGCUAAGAGGGUGCUGCGUUACUUGUGCAGUACAUCAGGCAUGGGGCUGGUGCUUGGAGGACGCGACAGAGUUGUCCUCACUGGUCACUCGGACGCCUCUUGGGUGGACGACCUGGCUACGCAGCGGUCGUCACAGGGUUACACCUUCAGCCUUGGCUCAGGUUCUGUCUCGUGGCGGUCCACCCGCUCUUCCUCUGUUCUCGGCUCUAGUUGUGAGGCUGAGAUCUACGCCACAGCCAUGGCUGCACAGGAGUUACGCUGGCUCACCUACCUGCUGACUGACUUGGGAGAGCGGCCUAGUUCUCCUCCAGUUCUGUACGGCGACAACAAGGCGGCCCUUGCCUUGUGUCAGGAGCACAGACUGGAGCACAGGACGAAGCACAUUGCUCUUCGCUACUUUCUUGCUCGAGAGCUGCAGCAGCGAGGUCAGCUUCGGCUUGUGUACGUGGACUCGAAGGCCAACACCGCUGAUAUCUUCACCAAGGCGCUCCCGCCUAGUGAUCAUCAGCGGCACUGUACUUCUUUAGGCCUUGUGUCCACUUUUCCUCACUUGCUCACUGCUUGA